CCAACAUCAAUUGGUUAUCUUGUUUUACAUAAAAAACAUUUAUUCGACUACUUGGAACUGGCUAUCUAGGACGGUGACAGCACUCACCGCGACCAAAUACCCUAGCCUUUAUACCUCGUCAUCGUGCCCGCCAUCAAACCCGGUCACCAUCACUAAUCGGGCACUUGACACAUAGCCAACACUCCUUCGUUCAACAAUACACGUCCUACGUGAGCUGGCUCAAAUUCCAUACCCCCGCUGCUCGCACCCUUCUGUCAUUUCUCCAUCUUGAAUCCGAACAAGACAUCCCAAUCAUUCUCAUUUACGCUGCACGAUUGUUGACCGAGGAACCCAACUUCCAUGUCUCAACAGGUCGCCCUGAAUUCAAUCACCUCCCUCGAGGACAGACUCUGUCCGGGCUGCAAGCAGUAUGCCGUGAACGAGAAUGGAGGUUUGGUUGUCGCGUUUGGACAGUCAUUUUUUCACGUCGACUGCUUUAAAUGCGCGAAAUGCCAUCAACAGGUGACUGCUGACACGAAUUUGCUACUACUUUCAGAUGGCUCGCCAAUAUGCGCCAACUGUUCGUACAAUUGUAAUGUUUGCCACCAACCCAUCCUCGACGAAGCUAUCAUGACCGGAGACGAUUCAUACCACGCACAUUGCUUUAAUUGCAAGGUUUGUCAUAACCGAAUUGACGAACUAGUAUUCGCCAAGACCAGUCAUGGCAUCUAUUGCAUGACUUGUCAUAACGAACGCAUGGCCAAGAUUCGCCGCCAUGCACAGAGGAAGCGCGAACGGGAGAAGGCUGCUGAGGGAAGUGCAUCAUCUUCAACACGAGAACGAGAGGCGCGAGAAUUUUUGGCAGAGAACGCGGUGUCUGAUCGACAACAAGCUAUUUCACCCCCUUCGUCUUCGUCUGUGCGUUUAAAGCCUUCAGCGACGACUUUUCGGGAUACUCCAUCCAUGAGGAGUCUCAAUCAACCCAGAGAGGACGCCUUGUCAGCGCUGGAACGAAAUCGAAAAUCAUCACCACUUCAGGAUGAACCUCCUCAAACAUCAGCCAAGAAUGGUGCGCAACCGUCGAUAUUUCCUUCAAGCCCACGGCCGAUCCAGCAUAAACUUCCCGCUUCUUCACGAUCACCACUAACUAUCGCACCCCCUGACAACAGCGACGACGUUGAUGAUCCAGGUCCGUCAAGCCCGCAGAGUCUGCAGGCUCAGGAUGGAGUUGGAGGGACAUUCGCACUUUCCAGGAGAAAGAGCUACGAUGACGGGCACGCGGAGAAGGAUUCUUCGGACCAGCCUAGCCUGGGCGUACCGAAUGUCACGUCUCGAAGACUUGCUCUGGAUUAUAAGAAUUUGUCCCGGCCUCCUACUACAGCUGGACUUUCUCUGCCAGAACAGAUGAUUCGAUCGCAGACGUUACCUCCACUCUUUUCCGAUUCUCUACUUCGUGACAACGCCUCAGUCUCGACCAUAUACCAUUCUCCUCCUUCAUCACCUGCUCCUGUUCCUCUAGAAAAUGGGCGAGCGACACCCGAUAGUCGUAUGCGCUCAAUGUCGCAUGAACCCCUUCAACCCCAGAUAAGUCCUAAUUUGGAGAAAGUUUCUACUCGUCCAGACUCACAGAACCAUGCGAGAAACCCGGCCAACGGCUUGCAUACUCAACAAGUUGACGGACGUCUGUCGCCCUCUGGCCCUCCGAGCGAGAGGACAUUGCGCAUAGAUAAUGCACCCAGUAGCUCAAUAUCGGAUCGCUCGGGUGUAGUUACUCCAACGUCCCCAUCUCAUAGAGCGGAUGUCCCUCAUGGGAUUGAGAGUGGUACAGACACAGACGUAGAAGGGGACGGCAGUCGCAAGUCCUCAGACGAUAGCCCUUCACCCACUGCUCCCGCUCCUCCUGUCCCACCCAAAGAGCACAGGGCAAAGGCACGCGCAAAUGAGCUCAAGCUGGACAUUGAUCCCGAUGCAUCUGCUGUAUCACAUAUGGAUUCUAACUCGGACGAAUCUUCGCCAGUUGAACGCACGUCGGUCGCAACGUUUAUCGCGCCCGCCCUUCUUCCUCCUAUUCGUUUUUCCAUGACAGGCUCGGACUUCUCAGACUUUCUGAGGUCGAUUGCCGAGGGAGAUGAUUCUCGCAAGGAUGAAUCGUUACCUAGUCCAGCAGCAGCUAGGAGUGCGGCCUGUGUUGACCGUAUCAACGGAGCUAAAGAUCCUCGGGAGCGAACCAUUUCUACCGCAUCCCAACCGCCGCAUGAUCACCAACGAGAUCCCUCGAAUUCUUCUCAAUUACUUGAUGCUGAGGCGAAAGACCUGCUUUCAAGCUUGCCUCACGACUUCUUGUCAAGAGGCCGCUCUUCUUCCGAGUCGCAUUAUCCCUCUCUUCACAGCUUGACUCGAAUGCAUCUUUGGAUCCCAAUGCGCGCAUCGUCGUCACUUUCGCCCGAUUCAACCAUUUCAACGCCUAUUAACAGCGAUUCAUAUGAUCUUGUGAUUCGUCGCCUUCAUGAGAUUCUCGAUGACGCAAGCGAACAUGGCUAUCAGCAAUUGAAAUUGGACAAGAACUUCGUCUGGACCAUCAUUACGUCGAUGAAGCAACGAAGGAUAGAACACGGAGAGCUCAAGCACAAGUAUGACGGCACAAAGAGGGCGAGCCAGCAAUAUAUCGAGGGUCUUACCGUUGCCCAGAAAGAGCAUGACCGCGAACUUGUUGCUCGACGGAAUGCUGAAGCAGAGGUCACCCGCCUGCGUGUUUUGCUGUCUGGUCAAGCUGCAAAGUUGACUGCUCUCAAUGGCGAGGCAAAUAGGUCGGAAACACGACGACAGCUUUCCCAGGACCUUGCCAAAAAGCUGGAUCUGUUGGAGCACGAUCUGUCCCAUCUGAAAGCGGAGCGAGAUAUGACUUUAGCAGAGCUUGAAGAACUCUGCGCGUCAAAGAAUUGCCCUAGCGUUAUAAACUCGGGCGAGAUACCUGCCGCACAGAUGAGCCGGUCUUUGACCAUGCGCUUGGACAACAUCAAGACGCAGUAUCAGCACGAGCUCAUUCCUCUCACCCAGCAGCGCGAGGCUCUCAUCAGAGAGGUGGCAGAGUUGAAAGCUGCCCGCGAACAAUUCCUUGAGGAGACGACUGUCCUUAACGCUCGAAACGAAGAACUGGCGCAGCUUAGUGCUCAGUAUGUGCGUCGAAUAGAGACCUCUCGUUCAGCAACACCUACUAUGGACGUCAUUGGCUCAAAGGACGAAUCAAGAGCAAACUCCGUUCGCGAGAAGAGUACAUCGUUUGACCACGAACACCCUCAGUCUGACUUCCCAUCAAUGUUUUCAUCACUCAACGGCUUGGCAGCGCGCAGCACGACAACAUUGGUUGAGGAGUCAGAGGCCAAGUUCAACAAGGCUAGCCGCGCCGAGUUAGCAGAUUCCAUGCCCUCGACGCUGAAGUCCGCAAAGUUCAAGUGGCCUAUGGCUAGAGGUCGGGAUCCCUCGCUUUCAUCAAUUGAUCAGAAGGGCAAAGGUCGAGUGGCUCAUUCCUUCAACCAGACGAGCGUACUCCGCUUUACGCGGUGCGAUCAUUGUGGAGACAAGCUAUGGGGCUCCCAGUUCCGAUGCUCAGGCAGUUCUUCAGUCUGCCAUAUAUCCGUGCAUCCUCGCUGCGUGAAUCAAGUGUAUGUAGCAUGUUCCCAACAGCCCCCUCGCCGAGAUGAUGCGAUUACACAACCUCCUCCCUCCAUGUUUGGCCGUGAUCUUGUAGAACAAGUGAAAUCGGAUUCAAAGCGGGGUGAACGGAGAGUUCCUGUCAUCGUGGAGAAAUGCAUCGACGCGGUGGAGGCUCUCGCGCUGGACUACGAGGGUAUCUAUCGCAAAACUGGCGGUUCUGGGCAAACGAAAAUUAUCAUGCAACUAUUCGAGCGAGGGGACUAUGGGGCAUUCGAUCUGCGUGACGAAGAUCGGUUCAAUGAUAUCUGCAGUGUCACUUCCGUCUUAAAGACAUAUUUCCGUCAAUUACCUGUCCCUCUUUUGACUUAUGACCUUCAUGGAGAGUUUAUCUCAGCCACUUCACUCAAGGAUGCUGGGCUCAAAACCCAGUACUUGCAGGAUUUGAUCAACCGCCUUCCCAGCGAGCACUAUCACACUCUACGCCUGCUUGUAUUGCAUUUACACCGUGUAUUGGAACACAGCGACAAAAAUCUCAUGAAUGCGAGGAACUUGGGGGUGGUCUUUGGACCCACGCUAAUGCGUUCUUCAGAUCCAAGUUCUGAGUUUAGUGACAUGGCUGGCAAGGCCAUGAUGGUUGAAUGGCUCGUAGAUAACGCACCCUCCAUUUUCCAGUCGCAAAUAUCCCGUUGAUUUCUCACAUUCUAUUCCGGAUGGACUUUUCCGUAUGUUAUUGUAUACUUCGUAUUUUCUCGGGUACUAUGGCAUUCGUCUCUAUGGUUGUCCUUUGCUUAUCACCGGGUAGUGUAUCUACUCAAUACUUCUUAGCGACAGAUCGAACAAGAUGCACUUCGACGUUAUCACCCUAACUUAUCACUUAUAUCGGUAUGUACUUUAUUCGAAUUCAACGGGCUAUUCAGAUACUGUUGCACCUGA
Molecule: messenger RNA, 4566 nt
Organism: Suillus subalutaceus
Lineage: Eukaryota; Fungi; Basidiomycota; Agaricomycetes; Boletales; Suillaceae
Product: RhoGAP-domain-containing protein
Exons: 22
Coding region: 340-4323 (1327 amino acids)
Biological process (GO): regulation of GTPase activity; signal transduction
Cellular component (GO): cytoplasm
Source: RefSeq, a predicted model, not a curated record